AUUGGUCAGGACAGAAGAGAGGGUGGUGUCUACAACAUGACAUCCUAACUGAGGUGGUAUAAAUAAGGCCCUGCAUGUUUCUCCUGCAGACAGGGAUUAAACACUGCAGGCAACCCACUGCUCAUGGGAGUUUGUAAAACUCCAACCAAACAUUGAGGAUAACGUUUCCAUUAUUCCAGAUCCCACUAUCAGUAUGGAGAUGUCCAGAGCAACUGUCCUGCCAGGGGUCAGCCUUGGCUCAAUGGCCCAGUCAGCUGGACUUGCAGAGAUUGCUGUCAGACUCUGCUUGAACCAACGUAAACAACUUUGUCCUCAUGUUUGGGUUCCCAUCCUGAAGCCUCAGCGCCCCUGCAUCCGCCCUACAGUGGCAGAUCAGUUUUCCUCUGACAUCUUAAGCCAAGCCUAUCUGACCAACCUUUUCCCAUCCUUCUUCUUGGAGGACUUUGAUGAAGAUGAUGAUGAUCUUUUUUUAUUCCCAGUCAAGAACAAACGUGUGAUUUUUGCUGACUCACGGGGAAUGUCUUUGACAUCCGUCAGAAUGUUUUCUGAUGAAGAGGAGCAGUCUGACAUUAACCUCCUGCCGUCACUGAAGGAUUUGGGGAGCAUGAUGGAGGAUGGCUACAGCUGCACUGUCAGCACCUGCUGCCCAGGAACAAGCCUCAAACUGGGCUUCCCGCAGCCUUCCGCAGAUUUCCAAGCCUUUCGUGCAAAGCUAGCUGAGAGCAUGGUGACCCUGGAGAACUGCAGCGUUAAUGAACAGGCCCUCCACGGUACGGUGCGAGUCAGGAACAUCAGCUUCCAGAAGGAAGUGCGUGUUCGCAUCACCUUUGACUCGUGGCAGAGCUACAGAGACGUGCCCUGUACACACCUGCAGAAACGCUUCGGGGGACCUCAGACAGACAUCUUUGAAUUUGACAUUGCUAUUCCUAAAGUUCUGGAUGCCAAACGGAAGAUUGAGUUUUGUCUGAGUUAUUCACCUGGAGGGCAGAGCGAGCCGUUUUGGGACAACAACAACGGAGAGAAUUACAGCGUUACCGUGUCAGUCAGCUCUCAUCUGUGCUGCGGGAAGGAUCUAAGUGAAAGGGCAUGGUGUGCUUCAGCUAGAAAUGAUUCCUUUUUUUGUCAAACAGAAAGCAUCAGUCCUGGGAAAAUAUGAGCUAAUAUUAUAUCUUUUUUAUUACAUUUGAAUUCAUUUUCAGAAAUGUUUAGACAUCUUAGUAAGUGCUUUGUAUAAAACUUUAAAACAGG
Messenger RNA from Eleginops maclovinus (Patagonian blennie), 1248 nucleotides. RefSeq names its product protein phosphatase 1 regulatory subunit 3C2, duplicate b (gene ppp1r3c2b). Gene Ontology annotation, biological process: regulation of glycogen biosynthetic process. Gene Ontology annotation, cellular component: protein phosphatase type 1 complex. Lineage: Eukaryota; Metazoa; Chordata; Actinopteri; Perciformes; Eleginopidae. The record is from RefSeq and is a predicted model, not a curated record. Bases 194 to 1156 code for a protein of 320 amino acids. Gene Ontology annotation, molecular function: protein phosphatase 1 binding; glycogen binding. The transcript is spliced from 3 exons.